UUCCCCCGCCCCCCCCCCCCCCCCAGCACAGACGAACAGAGGCAGUGAAAGACGAACAGGAUUAGAGACCGAAAGAGGAAGAGGUAGAUGCGAAAUCUUGGCGUCUUUCAAGGUUAUUGCACAAAAUGUUUCAGAAGAAGAAAUCAAGGGCUUGAAACAAACGUUCAAAAGCAUGGAUACCGAUGGGAGUGGCUCAAUCACAUACGAUGAACUCAAAGCCGGAUUGACUAAGCUGGGCUCAAAGCUUACUAAAUCAGAAAUAAUGGCGCUUAUGGAUGCUAUUAUGGAUUGACUAGGCUGAGGAGGGAAAGAUUUUAACUUUGUUGCGCUUAUGGAUUAGGAGGGAAAGAUUUAUUCUGUAAAGGAAGUUAGGCCUCCACAAAUCCCUGAGGAUCCUAAUCCUCUUAUUAAGAGUGCAAAAUUUUGAGCGCCAACUCAUAUUAUCUCUACAAAUUCCGAUGUCAAAGGUGAAAAGUCAUGAUACACUGGUAUCCUUAUGCCUUCCAUCGUUGAACAGGAGUAUGGAGUGGGUGAUGUUAUUUUCCUGUUGUGGUUCAAAUGCAGCCUCCCCCAUUACUGCACAAAGUUUAUUGAGCCGAGCUUUUUAUGACAACAGCCUCUCACAAGAGGUUAGCGGAGAUGCUCUUGGAGAGGAGUUUAAGGGCUAUGUUUUCAAGAUUAUGGGAGGAUGUGACAAGCAAGGAUUCCCCAUGAAACAAGGAGUGUUAACAACUGGCCGGCCCCGUCUCUUGCUCCAAAGAGGGACUCCAUGCUUUCGUGGACAUGGAAGGCGCACCGGAGAGAGGAGGAGGAAGUCUGUUCGUGGGUGCAUUGUGAUCCCAGACCUUUCUGUUCUGAACUUGGUUAUUGUGAAGAAAGGUGAGAGCAAACUUUCCGGCUUGACUGACACUAACAAACCAAGGUUGAGGGGUCCUAAGAGGGCAUCAAAAAUUUGUAAACUCUUCAGCCUCUCCGAGGAAGACGAUGUUCGAAACUACGUGAACACAUACCGCUGGAUGUUCACAAACAAAGCUGGUAGGUUUUAAUGUUUUUUAUAAUGUUAGAAGUUCGAAGUGAUUCAUUUGGCAAUAGAGUUCGUUUUUCCUGUAUUUUCAAGAACCAAAUUAUGGUGUUGUGAUGUUUUGUAGUUUUUUCCCACAUUUUGCAGAUGGACCUUUACUGUGGUUUUAGACCA
This is a messenger RNA of Rhododendron vialii, 1195 nucleotides long. RefSeq names its product small ribosomal subunit protein eS6y-like. Gene Ontology annotation, molecular function: structural constituent of ribosome. The record is from RefSeq and is a predicted model, not a curated record. Gene Ontology annotation, biological process: translation. The coding region runs from base 459 to 1046 and encodes 195 amino acids. The transcript is spliced from 6 exons. Lineage: Eukaryota; Viridiplantae; Streptophyta; Magnoliopsida; Ericales; Ericaceae. Gene Ontology annotation, cellular component: ribosome.